AUGAAAAUGGCGUCCUCUCAAGGAAGAAACAGAGGCCCCGGUCAGCAAUCUACGUUUGCAUUUCGGCUUAUUAAUCCAGAAUUAUUCAUCAAACCCGUGAGUAAACGUUAAAUUUAUAAUUUAAGUUUCUUAGAUAAGUUUGUUUUUGGUUGGGGGUUCAGUUUUUCGGGUCUUUUUUCGGGUUUUUCGCCAAGCAAGAUUUGGUCAGCUGACCCACGUCACCUAGAAACAGUUCUCAUUUUUACAGAAGUUUUAAAAUCAGACUCCACGCCAACAAAACUUAGAUGUUACAAAACUAAAUCGUCUAAAAUUGAUCGUGAUGUUUACCGCUGCAGCUUUAAUGGGACGUCCAAUACCCAUAAUCCCCUCUGGAAGUCCCUCCACAAGGGAGUUUGGAACAUCUAACGACUUUUUACCCAUUUCUCAGUACUUUUGCCAGCUCUAGGUUCAGAAUCUGGCAUUUUUUUGUCUUUUGGGGGUUGGCAAGUCUGUAUAUAGGUAUACUGGUAUGUGCUCCUGUGAAGGGUAUGGUUUUUUAGUCUGGGAUAAGGUAAAGAAAUCAGAGAGUUUGGUUCUAGAUUCAAUAUGGAAUCAUUUUUCAAGAAACUGAUCACUUGGUUGAAGAUUUUAGUCUAGACUAGGGAAACAAGGAAUUAUCCCACAACUCAGCUUAAUAGCAAAGUAAGUGUUGACAUUGAUCUAGUAAUUAACAGAAAACAGUGACUCAAAGGUAGGGAGAGAUUUUGGAAGUAAAGUCUAGUAUAGGGUAGCAAAAUUCAGCCAAACUAGGUCUGGUAUGGACUGAUAACUCUGGGGUUCAAGCAACACCUUCCUAACCAAACUUUCCUAAAGUACCCCUGCCUCAAGUCCCUUCCCUCUCCUCCCUGUAGAUCAAAACUGAAUGUGACUUUUUUUUUUAACAAGACAGACAGAUGUUGUUGAAAAUUUGGGAAUGAUUUAUUUUCAGUUUUUCCCUAACUGUCGAUGAAAAGAAUUUUGAUGUUGUAACCAUCUAAACUUAUUCUCACUUACAUUUGAGUUCCAGUUAGACCUCAUAUUGAAGCUAUAGGGCAAACUCGUAAGUGUACCUUUGUUGAAAGCCAGACCCAAACUGUGGUUCAUUUUGUCACUAUGGGUCAAACCAGCUUGAAUUUAUGCAAUCUGGUUUCACUAUCAAAUUAAGCCUUUUAAGUGAAAUCAUGAUUUCACUUUUCAUAUUGCUGUUUUCUAACACAACCCAAUAUUGUACAUUGUAGAACAAAGUGGUAAUGAUCAGUGGUACGGUGGCUAUUGUUGGCUGUGUUCUCUUUCUUGGAUACAUGAAUUUAACUGGAGGAAAAAAACAUACCGUGUCUGUGUCUGUGCAGAAUGGAAAGCCUGUGAAAAGCAAAUGGGACUGA
Messenger RNA from Porites evermanni, 1400 nucleotides. The record is from the annotation of a GenBank genome assembly. NCBI's taxonomy places the organism in Eukaryota, Metazoa, Cnidaria, Anthozoa, Scleractinia, Poritidae.